Molecule: messenger RNA, 1833 nt
Organism: Alternaria atra
Lineage: Eukaryota; Fungi; Ascomycota; Dothideomycetes; Pleosporales; Pleosporaceae
Exons: 3
Coding region: 1-1833 (610 amino acids)
Source: RefSeq, a predicted model, not a curated record
AUGAGGGCCGACGAUAUUGUCAACUUCGCUCAGGAGACACCAGCGCAGCUCCGCAGCCCCGCUUUCACUACAAACCCCUCGAGCCCCGCUGGCAAAUUCAUCGUGGGAAACGUUGACAGUCACUUCGAGUACGAUGCGCUAUCAUAUAUGUGGGGUGAUGCCACGCAGGCCGAUCGUGUUGUCGUAGAUGGCGCUGUCAUACCGAUAGCCUGGAAUCUCACCAGGGCGUUAGAAUAUUUGCGCGACUUCAAAGGACUGGAACCACUGAGGAUAUGGAUCGAUGCUAUUUGUAUUGAUCAGGGUAAUUUCGAUGAGCGCGCUGAACAAGUUGCUAUGAUGCGGUCUAUCUACCGAAACGCAGACUGUGUGCGGAUCUGGAUCAAUGAACCAUCUCUCGAUAAGCAGAGUGAGGCUGUAGCAGCUCUGAAAAGCUUUCAACGCGACCCAGAAGCGGAAAAUAAUGGACUGGGAGGCGACAUCAGUUUUUGGGAUUCUGUAAUCCCAAUAUUUGAAAACGGCUAUUGGAGUCGUGUAUGGAUUCAUCUGUAUGUUGGUAGACAACAAGAGGUUCUGAAUGCACGACGACUCAUGUUGCACUGCAUGGACGUUGCACUUGAUGGCGUGACUGCCGCAAACUUUGCGGAAACUGUAGAGGACAGAUUCAGAGAAGCGGCCUAUAUGGAAUUCGACUACCAGUUUCACCUUACUCUUUAUGAUUUGAUGGGAAACGUUCCCAGUCGUCUCUAUUCGAAGAUGUUUGCUGCUCGUGGUGAGCAAAGAGUAAGAUAUAUGCUUCUCACGCUCCUGGAUGCGUCCAGCAACAUGCAAGUGUCCAUGGGCCAAGACCGUCUGUAUGCCAUUAUGCACCUAGCUAAGGAUUACGAGGAAGGAAGUAUCAUAGUCGACUAUAAUAAAACCGAAGAACAAGUCAUGGUCGAUGCAGCAGCUUACCACAUCAGCCAGCAUCGGAACCUCGAGUUUCUGUACGAAAGCAUGCAAAACGACAUUCAAAGGGCAGCCAACUUUGAAUCUAAUGAGACCAUUGGUCCUACUUGGAUCCCAAAUGAAUGGAUGGGUCGUAAAAACCAAGGAUGGAGCAUCCUCGAAGUAGAUCGUUAUCGCCCGAUGAUAAUGAAGAGUCCGGGACUGAUGACCACUAAAUGCUCUCCACAUUCUGUUGAUAUAAGAAACCUGCGAUUACACGUUCGAGGUGUCAAGGUUGGUUGGUUGCGACAGUGCUUGGUCUUCAAUCAAGAUGUGGAGGAAAUGACAGUGGCUCAGUUCUGGAGAAGUUCGAUUGGCGAACACAUACAACCAUACUUGAGCGACGCCGGCACAAGCUUAUUCGAAUUCCUUCAAGUUGUAGAUACUGAUCUAUGGAAACCAGAACAACAUCAUAAGGAUAUUCAUCUCGGGUUAUGUCAUCUUCUGGAUAUCAGUAAAAACCCAGAGAAUGCAGAUAGGGUUCUGGGGUUUGGAGCUACCAAAAUCUCCGACCUACUAGCACCCCUCGAAGGUACUGAUCAAGGCGUUGUGUUCGCACUUCGAGCAAUUCUGCGAAGUCUUAGGAGGAGAUCGUGUAUCUUAACAGAAAAUAACAACUUCGGCCUGGUACCAGAAUGCGACAUAAGAAAAGGGGACGAGAUUUGGCUGGUACUUGGAUGUUCACGGCCACUUAUCGUGCGAAGACAACCCAGCGGAAGAUAUUGGCAUAUCUGCACAGCAAAAAUAUCUGCUCUCGAAGAACACGAAGAACUCGCACGUUUCAAAAGCGAUAUCCGGCCUGGAGAUAAGGUCGGCGAAUGGACGGUUGAGGAUAUCGAGCUGGAUUGA